Messenger RNA from Etheostoma spectabile (orangethroat darter), 967 nucleotides. RefSeq names its product solute carrier family 48 member 1b (gene slc48a1b). Bases 185 to 619 code for a protein of 144 amino acids. NCBI's taxonomy places the organism in Eukaryota, Metazoa, Chordata, Actinopteri, Perciformes, Percidae. Gene Ontology annotation, molecular function: heme transmembrane transporter activity; heme binding. Gene Ontology annotation, biological process: heme transport. The transcript is spliced from 3 exons. Gene Ontology annotation, cellular component: plasma membrane; lysosomal membrane. The record is from RefSeq and is a predicted model, not a curated record.
AUUAGUCAGUAAAACACAAAGUCACGUUUGGUCUUCUUACGCCCAUUUGCAGAGCAACCGGAUGCAGUUGUUUUGAAAUUACCAGCUCGCUGCUUUCACUCACACACAGACAAACUCACUCGGUUCUCGUCUCGCGUCUCGUCGAGCCUGUGUCCCUACUUACAACAGCAUUUGUUUUGUGAAAAUGGCUGUUAAUAAAACAUAUAUUGGUAUCGGCUAUGCAGCGUUUGGUAUGCUCAUGGGGUUUUCUGCUUUCUUGGUGUGGAACAUCGCGUUCAAACAGCCGUGGACUGCAGCCAUGGGAGGACUGGCAGGUGUGCUGGCACUUUGGACCCUGAUCACUCACGUCAUGUACCUGCAGGACUACUGGAGGACCUGGCUAAAGGGCCUCAAGUUCUUUUUCUUCAUCGGGGUCUUCUUUUCUCUGUUAGCAGUCGUGGCCUUCAUCACUUUCCUAUCAAUUGCCAUCAACAACAAGGAGUCCCUGACUGACCCUCGAAGUCUCUACCUGUCCUGUGUGUGGAGCUUCAUGAGCCUGAAAUGGUCCUUCCUGCUUGUCUUGGCUGCUCACCGCUACCGCAAAGAGUUUGCUGAUAUCAGCAUCCUCAGUGACUUCUAAGGGUAUUUAAAAACAUCUCGCAGUGACCACACAGACUUUGGAGUACACUUGCUGUACUGGCUUCCCAGCCUGAGAGUCCAAAGGUGAUGAAGGACAUUUAAAGAGAAAUCAGAGAAGAAGUUGAAAUACUUUGUGUUGUGGAUGAGGACCCUAAUUCUGGUUACUCCUUUGACUUCUUGGCCCAAACCACCUCCUUCUUUAAUAUGUGUGCAGGAUUUGUUACUGACUUUGCCACUUUACAGACAAAUCAAGCCCUAUUUUAUAUGAUCCUAUGAUAAAUUUUCCAUUUUCAUUUCCUCAGCACCCUCCUUAGUCAUGCAUAUUCGCUAUUGACUAAAUCUAAAAUAU